UUGGCUCGCUCGAUCAAAACCUCGCGAUCCGUCGCAUAGUAUGGAAGUGUUUUGCGCGCUGAAAAUUUCGAUUUGUCGCCGAUUUUUUCGAAAAUCUCCCCAGUUCUAACCGGAAUACAGACUUUUUCUGACUUAGACUCGCCUCUUUCACCGCGUUUUCACAUCGACAUUGACUGAAAAACCCGACAAAAUGUGGUGUCUUAUCAGCCAAGCCAACUCUGUGGUGCUUGAAGUUAGGGUUGAUCUCAAGUCCAUUGGACAAGAAUGCCUAGAGAAGAUAUGCAACAACCUGGGAAUUGCCAACGAAUCGGACUAUUUCGGGUUGAAGUACGAGAAUGCCAAAGGCGAAGAACUAUGGCUAAACCUGAGGAAUCCCAUAGAUAGGCAGGUGAAUUGCCAUGGACAUACUUCGCCCUUAAGACUGGCCCUGCGGGUGAAAUUCUGGGUUCCACCGCAUCUGCUGCUGCAGGAAAACACCCGACAUCAGUUUUUCCUUCAUGCCAAAUCAGACCUUAUUGAGAAGCGACUUUUGACUAACGACUGGGACAGUGCGUGCAGAGUUGUAGCUCUGAUUGCUCAAGCUGACUCUGAAGACUAUGAUUCUUUGCAUCCUCCUCAUAGUCUGUAUGAACAGGCAUCGACCGUUAGCAGCGACUGCCAAACUCCCAAGCCCACCGAUCUUCUCCAACGGAUUAUUGGAGAGCACAAGAAGCUGAAGGGUAUGAAAAGAUCCACUGCCGAGUAUUGGCUGCUGAAGGAAAUAUCCGACUUUGAGUCCUUCGGGGAGGAACUUUUCACGAAAACCACCGCCAAUAUAUACCUAGGCGUCGGACCUCAUGGAAUAACGAUUUAUGAUAAAUCCAGCCUGGAAAAAGAGCUCAUUUCCUUUACAAACAUCGUAAGCGCUUCGUCCCAUCGGAGAACCUUCAAGCUGGAGUAUUUUUCAUGCGAGAAUAAGGAAGCGCUCUUGGAAGUCAAACUAGACUCCAGCCACAAUGCCAGCAGUCUCUAUCGGGCCAUUACGGAAAAACAUGCAUUUUAUAGUUGCGAAACAGUUCGAAGUGCUGUAACAGCCCAGUUCAUCAGAGACUUGAAAGGCACCAUAGUUUCGAUUUUCAACGAAGAUUCCACGCUGGGAAAGAAAUAUGUGUUCGACAUUAGACGGACUUGUCGGGAAGUGUAUGACAACGCACGUCGCGCCAUUUACCAGGAAAGUCAAGCCAGAUUAGCCCUGGAAGCCGAAAAUCCUCGCUUAUGCGGUUAUGGCUGUGAUGGAGAACAUUGCAAAGACUCCGAAAAGCUGAACAGAAUUAUCGAAGCAUUGACCUGUAAAAUUUGCAUGGACAAUCGGUUGGAUUCGGUGUUUAUGCCAUGCGCGCAUGUUGUGGCUUGCUCGACGUGCGCGGCUCGAAUCGAACGUUGUCCACUCUGUAGGAGUGAAAUUACCGAGUCGCGCAAGCUCUACAUGCCGUCCUGGUAGUUUCAUCGAGGAGUUUUCGAUAAGUUUCCGCAUGGUUUUGAUCUCGACUCUACCUAAUCUAGUAUUUUAGUGAGCAUUGACUUCGGUUCGUUCGAUGUAAAUUGACGAUCUGAAGGAAAUACGGGAAUUUGCGUAGUCGCAACUUUGGUCUCACAUUGAGAUUUUUGUUAUUUUUACUGUGUAAAACUUUCAACUGUACUGAUUCUGGCUCCUUCGUUCUUUCCCAGUUUUCUUUGGGUUUGCCAGACUUUUCAGUUUUUAAGCGAAUGGGGCCAAAAACUGUUUUGACAAUAUAGAUACUUAAAUAACUGCUCUUCAAGCACAUUAUUUAGUCAGUAAUCGAUGCAAGCAAAUAGGCAUAUAUGUGCAAAGUGUGUUUACUAGAGUAGAACAUAUAACAUAAAUGUUCAAUAGGUUACUUCUACUAGACCAUAAAAUAGCAUAUUUUGUACUAUUCUAAGCUACUCUUGAAUGUGGGGUGUGCAUUUCGAAUAUCGAAAGUACGCCCCCAACCCCCAUCUGUGUUAGUAGGUUAAAUUUAUUUUGUGAUACCCCAAUGCAUUCAUAGUGUUAGUUUACGUUACGUAUGUAACUUUGAUUAUUAUAGACUUUUUUACCGACGCUUCGUGCCGACCGAGUCGGCAUUCAUUUUGUUCGAAACGUUUUACCAAUAAAAUACUUAAUAAAA
Dendroctonus ponderosae (mountain pine beetle) is the source of this 2168-nucleotide messenger RNA. RefSeq names its product E3 ubiquitin-protein ligase MYLIP. The transcript is spliced from 6 exons. The record is from RefSeq and is a predicted model, not a curated record. The coding region runs from base 191 to 1480 and encodes 429 amino acids. Gene Ontology annotation, cellular component: cytoskeleton. Gene Ontology annotation, biological process: ubiquitin-dependent protein catabolic process. Gene Ontology annotation, molecular function: ubiquitin-protein transferase activity. NCBI's taxonomy places the organism in Eukaryota, Metazoa, Arthropoda, Insecta, Coleoptera, Curculionidae.